AUGUCCACUCUGGCAGCGGAUGUCACGUUUGACUUCACUUUUCCACCAUGCGAUCCCACUACCCCUCCGAGCUUUACUUUUGAUCCGUCUCUGCUUGAGAUCCCCUACAACCCUGGCCACGCUCGCUCCAGUUCGCAUGGAUCCGUCUACUCCUUCGAGUCGUCGCCCUCCGACUCGGUCGCCGCUCCCAGCACUCGCCGGACGACGCCGGCCCGCUCCCCCAUCCGCACUCACGGCCCGCUGCUCCUCCCCAAGAUCCGCAGCCAGGACCAGGCCUUCACGCCCUCGUGCCUUGCUGCCCCUGCUCCUAAGCGUGCCCGCACCAUUCCGGCUCCUGUUGCCCGCAAGAGCAGUGCCUUCCGCCCCUCGCACGCCCGCAGCUUCACCAACCCCGAGACCAUCCCUUAUUCCGCCGCCGUGUCUUUCACUGACGACAGCAACAACUUUCUUUGCUCUCCCGUGAGCUUUCCCCAAGACUCUGCCGGCCACUCUCGCCGCGCCUCCACGUGCAGCCUGGACAAUGUCACGCUCGAGAAGUACGGCUUCCCGACCUACCGCCAGAUGCCCUCGUAUGUGCCCACCGCCCGGUCCAGCUGCAGCCCGACCCCCCCGCCGCAGCCGCAGCAGCUCCAGGCCCACCUUUCCCAACCCGACCAGUUUCUCUUCCCCCAGCAGUAUGUGCCGCGCGCUCCCUCGCCGCUGGCCGCUGCCGCCACCAUCACGCCCGAUCUAACGCCCUCCACUACUCUCUAUUCUUACCUCACCUCGUCGAACCCGGCGCCGUCGCUGGUCCGCACCAUCUCGUUCCCCCUGCGGGACCCUCACAUCAAGAACUUCUGGUGGGACGUUCGUCAGAUCCGCCCCUGGAGCAAUUUCAAUGCCUCGGCCAUUCUGGCAAUGCCCGGCGCUUCGGCCUGCCUCUCUAUGCCCGUAUCUACGGCGCUCCUGCCUAGCCCAAUGGCCACCCAGAGGCAUCCCGAGACCGAGUCGGCCCUACACUCCAUCUAUACCUCGUACUACCUCCCCAAGCUCAACAAUGCCCUAGCCCUCUCAUCUCAGCGACCGUUGCAGCUCUCCGUCCCCUCGAAGAGCGCAGUGGCCGCCGUGUCCCCCAAUAAUUCAGGCAUGGCAACCGACUGCAUGUUCGUGGCCAAUGUCGCGGGCGAGUCCGCCUCUGCGGCUGCCAUCUUUGGUGGCAAGCCGACGGCGCGCGUCGUCGGGCUCGUGAAGAGCUUUGACCGCUUCAACACGGGCAUGCGCGUCGAGGGCAAUGUCAAGCGGGUCGAGUACCUCCGCGGACUUGCACACCUCCACCACGCCAUGCGCGAGCACGGCUGCCGCUACGGCUUCAUCCUCACCGAGAUUGAGAUGGUGUUUGUGCGCAACGGUGGCGACGGCACCCCGCACUUUGGUUAUCUCGAGGUCGGCAGCGUGCAGCUCGCGGCCGCCGCCCCUGAGGGUGACACCCUCGAUGGCGCUGGUGUCCCCACCGACGCUGAGCAGGUCCAGCUUACCGCGUGCCUGACGCUCUGGGGUCUGUGCAUGCUAGCGGGCGAUGAGCCUAUGAACGGUCAUGCCCACUGGCGCGCUGACAUUGGUGCCCCUGCCGAGGGCACUCGCCGCAAGGCUCUGCCUCGCGAUGACUGGAUGCCCCAGCCCCAGCUGGCUGAGAAGCGCGAGGCGAAGCGCUCUCGCGGCUGGGUCUGGCCCGAGGAUGCCAUCGGCCGAAAGGAGCUUGGCAAGCGCGGCGUCCGGUACGGCGCUUGCUGA
Messenger RNA from Lasiosphaeria miniovina, 1770 nucleotides. RefSeq lists its product as uncharacterized. NCBI's taxonomy places the organism in Eukaryota, Fungi, Ascomycota, Sordariomycetes, Sordariales, Lasiosphaeriaceae. The coding region runs from base 1 to 1770 and encodes 589 amino acids. The record is from RefSeq and is a predicted model, not a curated record. The transcript is spliced from 2 exons.